This is a messenger RNA of Lottia gigantea (owl limpet), 1397 nucleotides long. RefSeq lists its product as hypothetical. Bases 117 to 803 code for a protein of 228 amino acids. The record is from RefSeq and is a predicted model, not a curated record. The transcript has 5 exons. NCBI's taxonomy places the organism in Eukaryota, Metazoa, Mollusca, Gastropoda, Lottiidae. Gene Ontology annotation, molecular function: Hsp90 protein binding; Hsp70 protein binding.
AGCUCCAUGUAUGUUGUGAUGUUUGCAUAAGAAAAGCGGAAUUUUUAUUAGUAAUUUAUUAUUAAAUCAAUUGUCUCCGAGUUGUCGAAACAGAGUGAGAAGCAAAACCCACAAAAAUGAUGAAAAGUAUGCAACCGUGUUCAACUGGACUUUAUAAAACUGGUUCAAAACGACAAGAUGAGAUGCUUGCUGGACCUAAACCUGCUGGAGCUUUCAAAGAGAGAGAAACAAAACCUACAAAUUUUAGAUUAUUCUAUAACCGAGGUGACUUCCCCAUUGCUUUAGAACAUGAUACAAAAGGCAAUAAGAUAGCAUGGAAGGUUGAAAUUGAGAAGUUAGAUUAUCACCAUUAUUUACCACUAUUCUUUGAUGGUUUGUGUGAAACAGUUCAUCCUUAUGAAUUUUUUGCUCGACAAGGUGUUCAUGAUAUGUUAGAACAUGGAGGAUCCAAAAUCCUUCCAGUUAUACCUCAACUUAUCAUCCCAAUUAAAAAUGCUUUAAACAAGCGAAAUCAUAAAGUUCUAUGCACCACAUUGAAAGUGUUACAACAUUUAGUAGUAUCAGCAGAUUUGGUUGGAGAAGCUUUAGUACCAUAUUACAGACAAAUUUUACCAGUUAUGAAUAUCUUCAAAAAUAAAAACUUAAAUUCUGGUGAUGGUAUUGAUUAUAGCCAACAAAAACGUGAAAAUGUGGGAGAUUUAAUCCAAGAAACUUUGGAAGCGUUUGAAAGACACGGAGGAGAAGAUGCUUUUAUUAAUAUUAAAUACAUGGUCCCCACAUACGAAUCUUGUAUGUUGAAUUAGAAAGUCAUGGACCUUAUCAAUUUAAUAUUUUAUUAUGUGAAAUAAAGUUGUCUUCAAGAACUGUAUUCAGCAUUAUAAGACAGCAUUAAAGCUCAAUAUGGUGAGGUUUUCUCACUUGUGUUGUAAGAUAUCUUGUUUGAAACUAUAUAUUUUAUCAUCAUGUAGAAUAUUUUAAACAGUCACCUUUUAAUCUGUGAUAUAUUUGAGAUUCUUAAUUGGAAUUUAUUUGUAGAAAUGAGGUGGUAGGCCUAAAGUUUCUGUCGUAAGCAUAAUUUGAUCAUUGUCCAGUAUAUCAAUUCAUUUGAAAUCUUAAGUUACCUCAUCCAAAAUUUGCUCACUUCAUUGUAGCCUCUGAAACUAUUUAUUUUCAGAGGACAUUUAAGUCUGCAAGUUUUGGAAUACAAAUUGCUAUCUUCAAAAUAUUUUAGCCUUUCAGUUAUUACUUAUUUCAGGUAAAUCUAUUAAGUAAUAAAGCACAAUGAUAUGAACUAUAGCUUGUAAAUAUUGACAUGUAUGUAUAUUAUAAUAUAUUUAUUUAAAUAAAUGCUACCUUAAAAAUUUGCUUUGCAUUCAAUAAAUAUAAUAUAUAAUAGG